AUGUCACAAUCAAUAAAUGAUUUAAUCAUAACUGAAUACCUUACUAAAUGGUAUAUUUCAAUACCUUUAUUACUAGUCAUUUAUAAAAUAUUUGAUGCAAUAUAUGAAAUAUAUUUAAGAAACAAGCUUGGUGCAAAACCAGAAACAAAUCCAGAAGGUGAUGGAUUUUAUGGAUUUAAAUUACCUUUUACAAUGAUUCAAAAAAAAAAGGAAGGUAAAAUUACUGAUUAUGCUUAUGAAAGAUAUUCAUUUGUUAAAAAUCCUGAUAUUCCAACUUUUUCAUUUAGAAUAUUUACAACAAAAUUAUAUUCAACAAAAGAUCCAGAAAAUAUAAAAGCUUUAUUAGCAACUCAAUUUAAUGAUUUUAGUUUAGGAUUAAGACAUUCUCAAUUUUUACCAUUAUUAGGAAAUGGAAUUUUUACAUUAGAUAAUGAAGGUUGGAAAGAUUCAAGACAAAUGUUAAGACCACAAUUUGCAAGAGAACAAAUAAGUCAUGUUAAAAUGUUAGAACCUCAUAUGCAAAUUUUAUUUAAACAUGUUCGUAAAAAUAAUGGAAAAACUUUUGAUUUACAAGAAUUAUUUUUUAGAUUAACUGUUGAUUCAGCUACUGAAUUUUUAUUUGGAGAAUCUGUUGAAUCUUUAAGAGAUGAAACAAUUGGAAUUCAAAUUAAAGAUUUUGCUGGAAAAAAGGAUUUUGCAAAAUCUUUUAAUGUUGCUCAAGAUUAUUUAGCUUCAAGAGCUCUUUUAUCAAGACUUUAUUGGUUAUUAAAUCCAAAAAAAUUUCAAAAUUGUUGUAAAGUUGUUCAUACUUUUGCUCAACAUUAUGUUAAAAAAGCUUUAAGUUUAACUCCCGAAGAAUUAGAUCAACAAGAAGGUUAUACCUUUUUAUAUGAAUUAGCUAAACAAACAAGAGAUCCAAAAGUUUUACAAGAUCAAUUAUUAAAUAUCUUGGUUGCAGGUAGAGAUACAACAGCUGGUUUGUUGUCAUUUGUAUUUUUUGAAUUAGCAAGAAAUCCUGAAGUUUAUGCAAAAUUAAAAGAAGAAUUAUAUUUAAAAUUUGGUUCUGGUAAAGAUGCAAGAGUUGAAGAAAUUACUUUUGAAAGUUUAAAAAAUUGUGAAUAUUUAAAAGCCGUGUUGAAUGAAAGUUUAAGAUUAUAUCCAUCAGUUCCUCAAAAUUUUAGAUUUGCUGUUAGAGAUACUACAUUACCUCGUGGUGGUGGACCAGAUGGUUUAAGUCCAAUUUUAGUUCGUAAAAAUACUACAGUUACUUAUUCAGUUUAUUCAACUCAUAGAUCAGAAGAAUUUUAUGGUAAAGAUGCGAAUGUUUUUAGACCUGAAAGAUGGUUUGAACCAGAAACUAGAAAAUUAGGUUGGGCAUUUGUUCCAUUUAAUGGUGGCCCAAGAAUUUGUUUAGGUCAACAAUUUGCAUUAACUGAAGCAAGUUAUGUUACAACAAGAUUAAUUCAAGAAUUUCCAAAUUUAUCAAUGAAUCCAAAUGUUGAAUAUCCACCUAAAAAAUUAUCUCAUUUGACUAUGAGUUUAUAUGAUGGUUUAAAUAUUGAAAUGUCGUAA
Molecule: messenger RNA, 1572 nt
Organism: Lodderomyces pseudojiufengensis
Lineage: Eukaryota; Fungi; Ascomycota; Pichiomycetes; Serinales; Debaryomycetaceae
Product: cytochrome P450
Exons: 1
Coding region: 1-1572 (523 amino acids)
Molecular function (GO): oxidoreductase activity, acting on paired donors, with incorporation or reduction of molecular oxygen, reduced flavin or flavoprotein as one donor, and incorporation of one atom of oxygen; iron ion binding; heme binding
Source: RefSeq, a predicted model, not a curated record